UUGCAAUGAUACCUAUACAUGGGGUAUCAAUGUAAUUUACACAAGUUAAAGUGUUAUAGAGCGACCCCUUCAAAUCCCAACACUUGGUCAACACACCAAUCGUGAGAUGGAGCCGGUAAAAUACGACCUAAGUGAGGAACUCUGGUGUCAUGACCUCUUCCUCGUUACCAGGCGUAACUAAAGUAUAUAUAUUCACAUACUCCAUCGCAUUUAACAACAUAACCAUAACUUAUUAACCAAACAAACGAAAAGAAAAGCCUUUUCUCCCUGGGAAAUAAUAACCUAUUACCUGACUACUUCGAAGCUCCUUUCUGUCGGUCCAACGUAAAGAAGAGAGAGCAAAAUCAAAUGAGGAGAGUUAGCUGGUCUACUGUUUUGAUCGUGGUGAUGAUUGUGUCGUUAUUGGUGGUAGAACACGUAGUGCUUCCGGCCGAGGCGGGGAGGGUUCUAACGGAUAAGUUGGUCGACGGAAGAGGGACGGUGAUGAGGGUGGAGAAGAUGAAGUCGACGGUGGAUUACUGGUUUCAGCGUUUGGCUUCGGGUCCGAGUCCAAGUGGUCGCGGCCAUUAAACUAGUUUUGUUUUUCCUAGCUGGAGGAGAUCCAUUAGCGUCAGUAUAACAUACGAUUACCAUAAACAAAAUCGUAAUAGAAACUGUAUCACAUUCAUUUAUUCCUUUUCAAUUUUUUUUUCUAUAGUGAAAAUUUACAAAUAUAGGCAAAAACUUAACCAUCAUUAUACAUAUCUUUACUGUUGUUGGUUGUUAAUUUCAAUAAGAUUUAUUUUAUAAUCGCUA
Molecule: messenger RNA, 795 nt
Organism: Raphanus sativus (radish)
Lineage: Eukaryota; Viridiplantae; Streptophyta; Magnoliopsida; Brassicales; Brassicaceae
Product: PAMP-induced secreted peptide 1-like
Exons: 1
Coding region: 349-570 (73 amino acids)
Biological process (GO): defense response
Source: RefSeq, a predicted model, not a curated record